AUGAAACCUUGCUGUGUCAAGGCCUCCUUCCUGUUUCUGCUCUCUUGUCACCUCGUAUUGGAGGCUACGUCUAGAUGUAAGUUUGAACACUUCUUUCAACACAUCAUCAUGUUGCCGAAAUUUCUAGUCAGCUGCAAAUCGAUGUUUUGCCAUAAAAAUCACAAAGACAGCUGAUAUUAAGUAUCGCUAGAUUGCGAUGAAUUUCUCUAGAAAAAAAGGGGGAUCCGGCUCUAACUUACAGUAAGGUUGCAGAUGGAUCACCUUUAAUUAUACGGGGAAUGGCAUUUUCAAUCUAAAAUUUUUUUGUUCAACUGGACUAAACUACAACAAAGGUUCUCGAAAUGCCAGUAGUUGUCAACAGCAGUCCAUUCAGGACUACGGAAAAGUUUUUCCUAACGAUGGACACCUUUAGCACCAGCACUAUGUAUCCGUGUUAUUGAGAAUCAGCUAAAAGGAGCAAAGAAAGGCAGGGACCAGCCCUGAAGGAUGUCCGUUUUAGCAAGGUGCCCAUUAUAGAGAGAGAGUGUGGACUGAACAUUCGCCCAGACGAUAAAAUUAUUCCACCAAAUUUCAGUUUUUUAAUUUUCUUUUUUGUUUUUUUCGUAAUUGUUCUUAGACUGCGGUAAGGAACUUAUAGGGUACAACAAGAUCGGAAACCAAAACAUCAAAGCUUCGACAGUGGAUAGGUUUGCACAAACUUACGAAGCACGAAUGCAUGGUGGCAAUGGAUGGAUACCUGAUCGCAAUGAUAAACACCCAUAUCUGGAAAUCGAUUUAGGAAGUCUAUUUCUUGUCUGCGGAUUUGAGGUGCGGGGGUGCAGGCGAUCUUGGCCAACUAGGUAUAGAGUACAGGUCACUCCUGAGAAAGACUACUGGGAUUCAUGGAAUUAUAUCAAGGUAAUUUACAUGGAGUUAGUAGCAUGUAAGGGUUUGGUGGUAGUAUUCAUCAUCGCAUUUGGUUUUAAGACAUAGAGCAGUCUCUUUAGGGAACUAUAUUUGGCCUCCGUUCUUUUGUGGACAAAGAAUGAAAGAGGAAGUGAGGUCUCUCCUGAUUGGUCGCAGAAAGCAAUGACAUGCCAUUCUUUGAAUUGUUUCAGUAUUGUUUGGGGUCAGGGUUAGGCACUAUUGGUGACUUCUCUUCCGAGCCGCUGCUACAUGACCCAUUAAAUCGGUUGCAAGGGAAGGUACGGAUAGCAGCUAAAUUCUAGGCAAAAAAUAAACUACAGAUGUUUCACUGGAAAUGAAAUUCCCGCCAUUAGGGACGGAAUCUCGCUAAUGAGGACACUAAUACUCAAGGUCCCCACUGUGUCCCCUGUAAAGGGAGUUGACUCAAAAGUUGCACUUGUUCAGGGUUUAGGAGGAGCUUAAGGUGAUACUUCGUUUACGAUGACUUAAAUAUCCAAUACGAUCAACUCCCUUUUAUCGCCGACACCGUGAGGAAUUUUAUAAGUGUUCUCAUUAGCGAGAUUCCGUAAUGGCAAGAUUUGUUUCCGUCAAGUAUCUUAUUUUUGCCUGGGAUUUAGCUGCUGUCCGUAUUAUUGGGGGCGUCCGUUAUAGCAGGGUUAGCAAGGCGAGGGUUGACAUAUGUUCAUUCGUUCUCUUGCAAAUAAUGAAGUAUGACCUAUUAUUGAAAACCGAUAAAUGGUGACCCUGACAUCGUCAUGAUUGUUUUUCAGCCAGAGUUUUAUGGGGGUAAAAACGAAAACGACAAGGUAUACAGCGUCGCUAGAGAACGGAAGGUCGGUCGUUAUGUGAGGAUAUUCCCUUAUGGCUUCAAGUUAGACCGUACUGGGAGGCUAUGUAUGAAAGUAGAAAUAUAUGGAAAUCCGUAUUUGCGUGAGUACUGUACCUGUUUAAGUUUGUUAAAUACCUUCAGUGUUUCAAAAACUUGUUAUUUCUCACCCUUCUUGCACCUUUUUUUUAUUGACAUGAAGCAUUUGUUAAUCAUGACUGCCAUGCCAGGGGAGUUACUGCAGGGUGCAUGCGUUGCCUGCAUGCGUAUGUCACCAUAGGCUUCGGUGAUGGUGUCAUAAUACUAGUCACUACCGAAAUAAUAAUAAUCGUUUUUGUAACCAAAAAAAAUGAAGUAAUACAAUGUAAGCUAAGCGGCAUUUCGAGGGUCUCAACUUUGAUGGAAGCCCAAAACUACAUGAACAGAAGUUCAGGGCAAUCCUUUCAAUUGGAGGUCUCAUAAAAAUAAUGUAACUCUUGGUUCUCAACAGGAGUUGGCGAUGAGGUGUUCGUGAUGGAAAAUCAAAUAACAAUGUCCUAUAAGAAGACAAGUAUUAAGAAAAUUAAUCUAGAUACGUAUAAAGUGGAAGUACAUGACCGCAAUGAACCUCUCAGUUAUUAUCCUGAUUACACACAGGUACGUGGUUACAAUAUACAGUUAUAUGGACCUUACGAAACUCAGACGACGACGUUAACGAAGAAUUAAAAAAAAGGAAUAGGUUUUGUUUGCAAAACAAUAAUUCGGCGCGAGUAUCACGUUUUUAUUUUCAUUAUUUGCCAUCCUUCUACAGCUAGCUAUAGCAACUUGAACGAGAAGGCAAUACAUUUUACUGAUUAUCUAUCUGAGACGGAAGCGGUUCUGCCUCUUCAGCUUCAGUUUUAUUUCCCACUUUUUUAAAAGAUUUAAAAACGAGUUGGAAUAGUUUCGGAAGGGAAGCGAAUUCAGUUUUUCACUUAGUAUACAUUUUUACUGUUGUCGCCUUUGUCAGAUUUCUUUGAAAAUGAGUGUUCUGCGGUCAAAUUGAAAACAAGAGUUACAGGCUGUAACCUGUAACAAGUUACUACAACCAGAGUGACCGAUGAAUAUUAUUUCCAUGCCCACUGAAAAAUUGCUUUCUAGGGUGCUUUCUGUAUAAUUUUACAAUAAAAUGGCGAUUUCACCUCUACCAAGUUUAUGUUGCAUUUCAGAGCCGGUUUCACUGAAUGUAUUUAUUUAUUUAUUUAAUUUUCUUUUUCAGGUUAUUCCAAGUCACUUGCCUCUAGAAACAGAGAUCAGAGAAAACUGUUGUGUUCUUACACCUGGAUAUCACUACGUUGCGGGGCGCGUGCACGAGAUUAAGGGAAAUAAAUAUCGAGUCGAAAAGCUAAUAGAUGCAAACAGAGAUUAUAAGGGGCAGACCAUUAGGCUGCAUAGCUUCGAAAGAGAAAAAUUACGAGUUAUCUUUAGUGCGUGGUGUGGUAAGCAUUGCAUGAACAUUGUGCCGUUUAUGAACUAUUUACGGGAAAUUAGCCAGUUCGUAUUCUUCAACAACAGCAUUUUAAACAGUUUCUCGUGUAGUAGUAUAAAUUAUAUUAUACUAAUACAUGAGAAAUUUCUGCAAUUUGACUGGCUUAGAGCAUGGGUAUUUCAGCUUAAUUUGAAAUACCUCCAUGUGAAAAUUACAAACCUUUUGCAAGUAGUAGUAUAAACAAAUAACAGCAAAUACCACUCGUGAUAUUUCAAAAUUGUCUCAAAUUUCACUCUCCUAACGGCUCGUGAAAUUACGUAAAACAAUUUCGAAAUAUCACUCAUGGUAUUUAUGUCAAACAUUACUACAAAUCGUGCUGUUACCUAUACAAAAAACACAAAACAAUACAAGUAAAUGUUAAAUUUACAGAAAUUAUUAUUUACCAUCUACCACAUAUCUUAUCAAAGAAAAACAGUACAAAAAAGAAAUAAUAAUACUGAAAAUGUUAGUGGUAAUAACACUAAAACAAUAACACAAAACCUACAGCACCAACAAGGAAACUUAGACGCAUGUCGCAUCUGCACUACUAAAUGAAAAGUUAAAAGUGUUUUCAAAGGUCGUACUAUGAUUGUUUUUAAAAGCUAUUUCUCUCUGAAUGCUCAAAUUUCACGAAAAAGUACGAGAACAUUUUCAAAAGAGAUAUUUUCGUCGUAAAGGCAACUGCAGGCAGUAUAUUGAGAAUCUUACAAUUAAAAGCGCCCAUAUUAGUGAUGAAUAUUAACUACCUGCGUUAUUGUAACAACCUGACUCAGUUGAUUUCUGACAAAUACUGUCUGAUACAGUAAGUAACAAAUACCUUUUUGCUGAUGGUCUAGAUAUUAAAAGAUACUGAGUACUGCUCGUACCUUUAAAGUGGCACUAUAGAGCUAUGGUACCUCAGCCCAAAUUUUGUAUUUUUACUCAGAAUUAAUGGACGCUUUGAUUGCACUGUUUAUAGUACACGGUGUCCAAAAAACAACCUUUAUUCUAUGAUGCUCGCCUGCACGGCAAUGUCAUUUAUUCAUUGUAAUGUCAGCCAGCGAUUAGGCUUUUUCUCUGCAUGAUGCUAACCUGUACACAAUUGCUACGACAAUUUAAUCGCCAAUUUCCUGCAAAUUCUCCAGCUUACUUUUAUUUAUUUCCUUUUCCUUCAGAAAAAGUUGAAUUCUUUGCCAGAGUCUCAAAACUGCGUUCAAGGGUUUCCUAUGGUAGAAUCGUCAGUGUCGACUCGAAGCUGGUAUUUUUAGAAAAUGCACAAGGAGGACUGCAUCGGCUCUCAUACAAAACCCAGGAUGCUUUCUUUGUCAGCAAAAGGGAAGUUAGACCUGAUGACGUUGAACCGAAAAAGACGAAACUAUGGUUGCCAAACAUGUAUGGGUAUCUUGAACCAGUGACUGCUCCGAACAAAAUAAUACUAUCUCUUUGGAUUAAGCGUAAACCAAGAAUCGUUUGGUACAAAGAAAAUGACGGUAAGUUAUGAAAACGAAGCUAUUGCUUUCAAAAGCAUUGGCUCACAACUUUUACUGGCGACAUGGUAGUUUUUACUGAGGCCGACACAAACAGGCUGACAAACUGAAAAAAUCCUUCAACUGAUCAAACUGACACGCUAAAUCAGAAUCCAAACAGGUCGAUCAGAAAUUAGACCAGUUCCCAGGCUAAAAUUCAGCAUGAUAUAGCAAGUCAUGGAGGACAGAACACACAAAAAAGAAACAUGAGAAAUAAGAAAAUUAAUAAACAUGUUUAUUGGACAACGAGUCACGUAAUAAAUCACAUUUUAAUUUUUAUUAUUGAUUUGAUAUGCAGAUAAACCAGACGUUUGUAAAGACGAAGCAGGUCUCUGUUAUAACAGUCGCAUCCCUUUCACAGUUGUUCGGCAAAACUGCACUAUCCCCAAAAUAUGGGAUGGGAUAAAAUGUACAGGUAUGUGUCGGGUUAAGUUUUAUAAAUGUUGAACAGGCGUCGUUAUAGAAUAGGAAGCUUAUAAGUAACGCACGUCAACCGGAAGUGAGGCUUUUUCUCCUUUGAUAUGCCUCAACGCUACCAAAUAUAUAUCGCUACGUUUCCUUAAUCUUACAUUGAAGAUGUAACCCAAAAUUUGGCCCAAACAACUAACCAAGAAUGCAAAAAGUCCACUUCCGGUUGACAUGCGUCUUUCGAAAACGUUUUUGCUUAAUGGCUCCCUACUACUAACGACGACUUGCGUUUAAUUGGGCUGCACCUCAAAGUGAGAUUCAGCGUUAGCUGUUUCUUAUUAUGACGUUUGAAACUGGGCAAAAUGGCAGGAGGACAUGUAUUGCAAGGUUACUAAGGUUAGUCAAAGUUAGUUAUUGGCUGUAAUUGAAUUUGAAAAACAAAGAAGAACUUUUAUAUUUACUGUUUUGAUCUGUUCUGUUCAGAAAAUUCAAAGCAGAAAGAGCGUAGUCUGCUACACAGCCGUUUUUGGUGUCGUCACGCAACGCUCCUCCCCACUGGGGGAGGGAGGAUCGUUGCGUUGUGGGAGGGACGUUGUGAGACGACUCUAAAAACGGCCGUGUAGCACACUAAAAGAAGCGCGGACGAGUGUUCAUUUCUAAUAAUGUCCACAUCAUGAGAUUCCAUCCACUAUAGACUAAGACUAUAUUUACUCUAGGAUUAACAGGGCAAAGAUAUUGUUUACCAGUUAUUUCCUUGUUGUGUUGGGUUCGUCCACAGGGUUUGAAAUCUGGAAAAUGUUUGCUUGUAGAAUCCGGAAUCCAGAACUUGAAAUUCGGAACUCAACUCAAAUAACAAAUGAUAACUAUGGAGCUUCCAUUUUUUCUUUCAUUGCGUCGAAAAUAUGGGAGACUAUUCCACUGGAGCUUAAAAAAAACUAUGUUACUGCCGCUUCUCUAAACACUUCAAGUUAUAUCUGCUUAAUCCGCAAUCUGUUUCCUAGAAUAUAUUGCUUUAGUUUACUUUAGUUUAUCCACUUUUAGCCAUGUAGUUCUUGUUGUUUUGUUCUUUGUUUUCUUUGUGUUUUUUUUUAUUUAAUACACGUCAAUGUUGUUACUUUAGCACCUUUUCUCUUUGUAUUAUUAUUUGUCACUACGCUUAUGUGUCUAUGUCAGCUAGCUUAACGUACGUGGCAGUGACUAACCCGGAAGCAUUAGCUACUUUGGUCACUACACACUUAUUUCUGACAUUGUUCCCUAGGGUACUUUUACAAAUUAAAAUUCCAAUGUAAUCAAUAUGUAAAUAGUGAAAAAACAAUAAAAUCUGAAAAUCUGAAAACCGGAAUCCCAGUAACGAUUGGAAUCCGGAAUCCAAGUUCCACUGACAAGGAAUUCCAAUUCCAGUAACUGGAAUCCGGACUCCAAUGCGUGGAAUCCAAUAUCUAAAGUCUGUCUGUGAUGAGUUGAUGUAAAUAUACGGUGUAGGGGUAGGUAAAUACCGGAAACCCCACCCCACCCACCCCACUAGGCUCUUUUGUUGACGACUGUUGUUUCUUAUUUCUUUGUAAUGCCCAGACGAAGAUGAAUGCAAAACAGGAAUGGCCGCAUGUGCUUUGCACGCAAUAUGUAAAGAUACCCAUGGGUUUUAUGAGUGUGAGUGUAAAGCUGGUCUGACAGGUAAAAAUCCCCGCAUAGAAGACUGCAAGGAUGUAAAUGAAUGUGAUAAUAAAAAGAACUGCCACAAGGAUGCCAUCUGUGAAAACACGUUUGGGAGCUUCCACUGUCAUUGCAAGAGAGGGUUUAAAGGUGACGGGCGCCACAAAUGCGUUGAGAUCGAUCGGUGUACAAUUUUAUCAAACAAGGUAAAAUGUAGUUUAUGAUCAUAAGCGCAUAAGCCUAAAAAGUCUAAUUUUCGAUCGAAGAACCUUUAUUAUAUCCACUCCUUUCGUGGUCCCAAAAGUAUCAAACGUCCCGUGGAGGCUAGCUACCUCUUGGUAUGACGCAGAAAUUAGACUAUGAUCCCUUGUAGACCGUCCUUACAUUCUAGUAAACAAUGGCAUCAACUCGAGACUUGACAAAAUGCAUAUGAGGGAUUAAUAGGAAACUGAUUCUCUAUCCAAGCUCGGCCUCAUUUCACUGUCCGCAGUCUGGGGAAGGGCAUAUAUGACGUUCGAGUGCGUUUUCUAUUUAUUUACUCCAGAUUGCAACUGGAAGGUUGUCAUGAUCAAUAUUCCUAGUGAUAAAUAAAUGAAUAAUAGUUAAUAAUAUUGUAUAUGAAAUAUAAAAAAAUACUAAUUACAGUGUGAUAUGCAUGUUACUUUUGAUGCUUAACAUUUGAUCUGUAAUUGUUUCAUUAGGUUUUAGAAUAUAACAAGUAUUAAUUCAUGCACAAAGUUUGUAGAAUUUCUUAUUGAUAAUUUAUAUCCAAUUUGCUUUUCUAACCCUAAUUUUACUUCUAUUUUUUGUUUCACUCAAUGUCAAAAGCACUAUUGCGAAAAGCACAAGAAUGCCAUUUGCAAGAAUUUUCCAGGAAAAUAUCAAUGCGUAUGCAAACAUGGUUUCCAUGGAAAUUUUAAGCAGUGCAAGGAUCUUGACGAGUGCACUUCGAGGAAACAUCAGUGCAGUCGGCAUGGCAACUGCAUCAAUACAAUUGGUUCUUAUACGUGUAAAUGUAAAAGUGGUUACCAGGGCGACGGUCUAAAAUGCGAAGAUAAAGUGGAGUGCAAAGAACCGUCGGUAAGAAUAAAUAAACAAAUAUGUAAAGAAAUAAAUAACCCUUUAGUUUUAGUGGUACAAGUAUCCAAAGUGGGUUUCCGUUUGUCUGAAAUUGCAAAUUCGGAUCAAACAAUUUGAAAUUGACGCAAAAAUGCUCUCACUAAUUUCGUUUUUAGAAUGACGUUAUGUGGCUCCAAUUAUCAAUGCUGGCAAGUCAGGGAUCUGAUCACCGGACGGGAUAAGAAAAAACCUAUCCAAGCAACCAACUCAACCCCAAUAAAUAUGGUUUCCCCACAUGUUGAUGGAUUUUUUCAUUAGAAAACCUUUGCCUGACAAGAUGGUCUGAAUUUUUAUUCUGAUAUUGAGGGCUCAUUAGACUUAAAAGGUACUUGAGUCUUCAUUUGGCUGACCGUAUUUAACCCUUGGACGUACACACAAAUUCCCCACCGUGGUACAGGGGGGGCGGCUGGAUGGAACCCCUCCCCAGAGUUUUGACAUGUUGCAUGAUUUCGAAACGAUUUUACCUUCAUUAGAAAACCUUUGAUCUUCCUGACAAGAUGAGGUAUAUUUCAUGGGUGGUGGCGCUGCUGGAGGCCUGUGUCGUCACCAUCAACAGUCGCCAUCUUGGAUUUUACCAAGAAAUAGAAAUCAGGUUUAAACUGCGAGAAAUAGUAAUUGUUUGUGCUUUGCAUGAAAAAUAACACAUAAAUAAGAACUUGCAUGAUUUUAGCCACAAGAUUUACUUUUAUUGUUGAAAGAAGUUAAAAAAAAUGUAUUUUCACGCAAAUAAUGGCUUGGCCACCUGCUACUUAUGACGUCAUAUCUCGUAACCAUAGUAACUGACCACCUCUGAACUUCUCUCAAAAUUUACGAGAGGAAUACCUAACAGCUACUGGAAACGUCAGGUGCUGUUGUUUUAUCCUCUGGGAAAAGCUCAGAAAAUCCUAAAUGGGGCGGAGGGGGUAGCAUCCUCCCUCCCCCUUGUAGGUCCGAGGGUUAAAAAAAUAUAAGGUACGAAAUGAGUUCCUGUCAAUUUUUAAUCAUGUCCACAUCACAUCAUUUUCAGUGAUAAUGAACUAGGAAUGUUCUUGUCAGAUCAGUACAAUACCAAUUUUUUGCGGUAAUUAAAAGGGUCAUUUACCACGGUAAAAAUGCAGCACCUAACGUAUAGUAUCUCUUACAUAACUGUAACAUAUAAGAUGUACAUAUAAGAUGCAUUUUAACUGAAAACAUGCGUGUUUUUCCCAUAGAAAAGUCGAUCAUGUCAUGCGCAUGGCCGGUGUGUGGAUACUGUUGGUGGAUACAAGUGCGAGUGCAAGGAGGGUUAUUAUGGUGAUGGGGUUAAAAGCUGUGUACUUGCCAACGAAUGCAAACUUGGAAUCCACAAGUGCCACAAAACCUUGGCUACCUGUGUCAAUACUCACCAAAGCUAUGAAUGUCACUGCAAUAAAGGCUUCGAAGGAGAUGGACGAACCUGCGAGGACGUUGACGAGUGUUCAAAGAAACAGCAUCCCUGUGACCUUAAAGCAAAGGGUGUUGAGUGCCUCAACACAGAUGGAUCAUACAAGUGUGUCUGUGCUAAAGGUUUCUCUGGAGACGGGAAACAGUGUGUGGAUAUUGACGAGUGCAAGCUUGGCUCUCACAACUGCGUUAAGAAUGCGAUCUGUGUGAACUUGGAUGGACGAUUUUCUUGCAAAUGCAGAUAUGGUUUCUGGGGAGAUGCAACAAAAAAAUGUGAAGGUAAAAGAGCAUUUUCAUUGGCAAGUUUUGAUAGAGUAAUUUUUUUCCAUGAAAAUCCUGAUGGUGUUUUGUUGUUGUUUUUUUUCUUUUUUUUUUGUACAAAAUGAAUCAUUUUUCGCAUGUUUCGGGCAUAAAAGGGAUCUCCGUGGGGAAAAAUAACUCCCGUUAUAAAUGACGAGUGUCAUUUUUGACUAUUAUUUCUUUUUGCUGUCUUGUAAGUAACAAGAAUAAGAAUGAUCUGAAAAAUCCUCGAAGCAUGCUAGUCAGUUAUCAGCCAGGAAGUCAGAAUAAAAUCAUAAAAGUCUUUCAAACUGAAUUUCAGAAACUUAAGUUGACAAUUCCCUAAACUAUUGUUCCUAAUUUGAACUUUACGAAAUAUCUUACUGGACAACAUAACGAAUAUGCGACCUGCCAUCAUAACCGGAAAAAAACCAUGUCUCUUUCAUAAAUAUUAACUUGUCAAAUAUCCCCAUAAAUACAGCUGUAAAUAUAUCAAUAUAUUUGCAAUAGUUCUUUCUUACCUCGCUCAGAAAAUCUAAUUCAUUUAGUAACCAAGGAUGAAAAGGUCACGGCAGUAACGAUUUGAUCGGGAUGAGUAAACAUAAAAACAUAUCCAAGUCACAGGCUCCUCGAUAAACAAACGUAGUGAAACAUUACAUUUUGACUCCACUACACAACAUCAACAGACAAAACGUAAUGGCAAAUAAGUUUAUUUUGGGACGGCUUGGCGAGAACCAACCCUACAAAGUAUUUAUGUAAAUACAAUAAUAGGUGAAUACUGGUGAAUACCUAAUGUACAACACUUGUUAACUAGCUUUCACAAAAAGAUAAAACUCGUGCGACAAAUGGUCGCUCUUGACCUGAAUCUUCCAUUUAAGCAGGCAGGCUUAGUGCCAGGUAGGCUGCCAGUCAUUCUGGGGAAACUAAUUAAUAAAACUCAGACAACGCAUAACUGGCACACGGAACACGGUAGUAGCACAGAGGCUAAACAAAAAGAAAAAACUCCUCACAACUGGUUGAUCUCGACCUGAAUCCCCCAAAUAAGCACACAGGCUUAGUGCCAGUUAGGCUGCCAGUUAGGCCGGGGAAACUAAUUAAUAAAACUCAGAAAACGCAUAACUGGCACGAGGAACACGGUAGGAGCACAGAGGCUAAGCAAAAAGAAAAAACUGCUGCAACUGGUCGAUCUCGACCUGAAUCCCCCAAAUAAGCACACAGGCUUAGUGCCAGUUAGGCUGCCAGUUAGGCUGGAGAAACUAAUUAAUAAAACUCAGACAACGCAUAACUGGCACGAGGAACACGGUAGGAGCACAGAGGCUAAGCAAAAAGAAAAAACUGCUACAACUGGUCGAUCUCGACCUGAAUCCCCCAAAUAAGCACACAGGCUUAGUGCCAGUUAGGCUGCCAGUUAGGCUGGAGAAACUAAUUAAUAAAACUCAGACAACGCAUAACUGGCACGAGGAACACGGUAGGAGCACAGAGGCUAAGCAAAAAGAAAAAACUGCUACAACUGGUCGAUCUCGACCUGAAUCCCCCAAAUAAGCACACAGGCUUAGUGCCAGUUAGGCUGCCAGUUAGGCUGGAGAAACUAAUUAAUAAAACUCAGACAACGCAUAACUGGCACGAGGAACACGGUAGGAGCACAGAGGCUAAGCAAAAAGAAAAAACUGCUACAACUGGUCGAUCUCGACCUGAAUCCCCCAAAUAAGCACGCAGGCUUAGUGCCAGUUAGGCCGGGGAAAUUUAAUAAAACUGUGAUCAACGUAUAACUGGGACCGGGAACACUUCAGGAGCACAGAGGCUGAGUGCCAGGAAAACUGGGAAUUAUCUCCACUAAUGUACCCAACAAGGCACGUAGCCCAAUAACCAGUAAGACUGCCAUAAAAGGCUAGGGCGGGACAUUGAGGGUAAACAAUGAAUAACGACCCUGGCUAGAGGUCUGUAACAUUGCCUGCAACCUAACUGCGUCAAACGAGACUUACGUCGCCUCCUAAAGAGCGGUUCCGGGACAGCUGACCUAAGCAUACAUGGAAACUAAAUAUAUCAAGUAAAGGAGCAGGUGCAAAACUGAGAUAACUAGUGUACAAGUACAUAAAAUAAGAAACGGGAAAAAGGCUGAAAACUAGCAGAGCUGAGCUACCGCUUACAAACUGAAGUAAAUGCGGUCAGACGGAGGCCAGAAAAACCUGCCCAAAAAAAAAAAAAAAAAAACCCCGAAGGAAAAAAAAUGCGGGCAGGAAAUCUGGGGUAGGAACCAAGGCUCAAGCUCAAAGCCCUUCCUACGGGACUUUACAAUGUAAUCGAGAAUAUGUUGCUCCUAAAAAUAAAUAAAACAAAAAUUUAAGAAAAACCAAGGAGAGGUUGGCUCGUAAGCCUAGAUGACGAACACGUGAUAUACGCAGCCUUAUAUACCCCCGAUAUGGCUACCCAUGGUGCACCCGGCCUAGUACCCAGGCCCUGUUGUAUCUCGUGCCGUCAAAAUAUUUAUUUCUGCCUUCUUCGCGGGCUCAUUCGUCAGAAAUAACAUUUUAUUACAACUACAAAAGAGUAGCAAGUUGCGUUUUCGCAGCAACUGCCAGAAUGAAAUAAACAGAUCCUUUUUUGUUUCUUUCAACAUUUACCCGAGUUAUCUGAACUAUUUUUACUGCUAUUUUAUUUCCAAGCCAUUGCUUAAUGGCGUUAGUGUUCUAGCAUUACAACUAACAACACUAAUUCCAAUUUCUGCUAACACCUGAAACACUGGAAAAGCUAAGUGAGAGCACGUAGAAUCGGAAAAGUACGGAAUGUUGUGAGCCCGCAAUACGCUUUUUUAGUGAACGGGACAUUUCAUUCCACAAUAUACAAAGUUACUUUUGGAGAAUCCAAGAUGGCGGACGUUGAUAUCUUCAUUUCCUAGAGUUCGUGACGAUUUUGCUACAGACUUUAGUCGUUCGUACCGAUUCACCUACCUUCAAGCUUUAAUUAAUCGCCCAAUACAUAAAGUAGGAUGUACGGAAUCUGAAGAGUUCUGGUCGCCAACGCUAACUUUUGAAUCUUUGGUCGCCAGCAAGGUAAAACUUAGGCCUGGUUCAGACGCCGAACUUUUCACUAGCCGAACCUAAUACAUUGAAUUAAGUACAUGAAAAGUUCGGCGUCUGAAUCAAUUUGAAACAGGUCAGCCGUUUUUUUUCGCCUAGUCCGGCUGGGAAAUUUCGCCUUCGGAGCGACUUUAACGGCUUUGAUUCAGACGCCGAACUUUUCACGUACCGAACCUAAUGCAUUAUUACAGCGUAUUUUGAAAGCAGUUUGACCGAAAUGAGCAUUUUUCUUCUUUUGAAUUUAGUUCGGAUGGAAUUAAGACCGGCGCCUGAGUCAAUUCAGCCGGUCUAAAUAAUUUGGGUCGGCGUUAAAUUGAAUUAGGUCCGGCGCAUGGAAAGUUCGGUGUCUCAACCGGGCCUUAGGCGCAUUGGCGACUGUGUUGGGUGCGAUUUCCUGCCCUGUUUAAAUAGUAAUUAUUUAAUAUUUCAUUAUUAUUAUUUUUUUAACAGCGCAGACACCUUGUCUGAGAGCACUACCCCAUUGCGAUGUCCCGAUUAAAGCUGAGUGCAGACAUUUACCUGAUAACACAUUCGAGUGUGUUUGCAAACCUGGUUUCACUGGGGAUGGUUUUCUUAGAGAAUGUGUCGGUAAAAAAAAUCUAAACGUUUUCAAUUUAAUUAGUUAACAAUACAGAAAAACACCUGCAGAGAGAACAGGGAGCACAAGGAAAUAUUUUCAUUUGUUUUUUAUUUAACCUCCCCAGUGAGUUUCUAUGCAGUCUUCUACUAUUACCUCAUUUUAUCUUCUUAUUCUUCCAAAACUACCUGAAACCCAACAUCUUCGUAGCACAUUCGUAUGUCUUAUUACCUUCCAUAAAUUUCCAUAAAUCACACACCGUUUACUGGAAAGAGCAGUAAAAAUUCAGGUAACUUGCCAAGUUUGAAAGUGGUACGUCUAAACCUUCAGAUGUACAAUGGGGAAGUCGUUGCCACCCCUCUGAAAUUUUUCUGAGUUUUUUUUUUCCUAGACGAUAAAACAUCUCACCUGAUGUUUUCAGUAGCUGUUCAUUUAUCCCUCGCACGCAUGUUAAGACCUGUUUAAUGAUGGCCAGUUACUAUGGUUACGAGAUAUGAUGUCGUAAAAGCUGGUUGUCAAGCCAUUUUUGAGUGAAUAUGCAUGUUUUCUCAUUUUUCAACAACGGAAGUUAAUAAUGUGGAUAGAAUAAUGCAAAGUGCUUAUUUAUGUGUUAUUUUAUAUGUCAAACACAAAAUACUACCACUUCCGUGCAGUUUGAACCUCAUUUCUAAUUCUUGCUAAAAUCCAAGAUGGUGGCCUAGAUGGCAAUUAUUAUUGGUGAUGUCACAGGCUUUCAGUUGCGCUAGCAGCCAUAAAAUAUACCUCAUGUUGUUGAAAAGAUCAAAGGCUUUCCACUGAAGGCAAAAUCGUUUCGAAAUACUGCAAUUUAUCAAAACCUCUAGGAAGGCGUUUAUCAGCCCCCUUCCCCUUGUACCAAGGUGGGGGUAUGAAUUUACGUGUACGUCUGUGGGUUGAUUGAGCAGAGAUAUAGCUCCCUAAAGUUGUGUAAAUUUACUCAGAUGUUUUCAUGGUGAGGGCAAGUUUGUACCCGCAUGGAUUUCUGGGAAACUGCCCACCUACCCCUCCCCUAAGUCAACAUUAACACUAACCUCUCACUUAGGGCAAAAUGUUGGGUUAGGGGAGGGUUAGGUGGGCAGUUUCCCAGAAACGUAAAUUGAUCCAUGUGCCUUUACACUGAACAUUUCGUGACUUAAUGAGAAGCUAUAUCUUUGUUAGUUUAAAAAAAAAAAAACUUUCAAACAUGGUAGUUUUAGUCAUUUAAAGACCCUUUUUAUUGCGGAGUUGACAGAUUUUCACUAACUACUGCAUGAAGUUGAAAAUACUGUAAAAAUGUCGAGACAAGAAUGACCUUAAAGCUAUACUUUCAACAACGUCAUAACACUUUAAACCUUCCAUUUUACGUUUAAGAUGUUGAUGAAUGUCUCAACAAGGAAGAUUAUUGCUCAAAACAUGCUGUCUGCACCAACCUUUUGGGUUCAUUUUCAUGUCAAUGUAAUGAUGGUUUCAAGGGAAAUGGAUUUGAAUGUGAAGGUAAACCUUCUUUUGUUUGGCAGGUAAUUUUUUGUAGCUUAGUAUGGCACGGUUAGAUUUUCUUUGGGUAGAGAUGUAGUCUUCUUUUAUAAAUAAUUUAUAAAAGAAGACUACAUCUCUACCCAUGAAGUAACCUGCGAUCAGGCGAUUUAAAAAAAAAAAAAAAAAAAAAAUCGCCUGAUCGCAGGUUACCCAUGAAGAAGAAAUCCGUUCGCAGUAGAGUUUCAAAAUAGGUUAUGAUAUUUCCCAUUUAUAUGAAGAAACGUUCUCCAGGUGAGAGUGUCACCCACCUAGCUGAGUCAACAUUUUUAUGAUAAAAAAGUUGACCCCAGUGGCCGAGCUAAAAUCACAUAACAAUACUCGCGCAAACUCUGGUUGUUUCGCCUUGUCGGAGUUAAUCCAUCUGCGCUAGCUAAAUUGUUUGUAACACUGUAUAAGGAGAAAAUGUGGGCUGGCUAAGGGAGUAACCUUAUUAUCGAGAAAAAGAAAAAAAAAGUUAUCUGAGGCAACCCACCUUAUUCCAGUAGUUUCUAUCUGAACUAACGGUAGGUCGGGUAGGCAAGUUACCGUUUUAUCUGUCUACCUUUUUAUAGCCAAGGCCUUAGUUUGAUCCUUUUGCUUCAUCCCCAUGAGUCACUAUAAAUUAUAAUUUGUUUCAUUUAAAGAUAUAAAUGAGUGUGACAGUAACAAGAACAAAUGCCCUCCAAACUCUGACUGUGUUAAUACCAAUGGUUCAUUCACUUGCAAAUGCCAGUCCGGUUUUACAGGCGAAAAUCCACAUAAGGAAUGCUUAGGUAAGUCAUUAUGAAAAAACGUUUCUUUUUUCAGGUGGAGCUAAUUAACAAUUAAUGAAUGAGGCUGAGUAUCGUAUGAAGAAUUGUGUAGCUCCAUAAUUCUUCAUAUGAUACAAAAGCCUAAUUUAAGAAUAUUGUUUUAUUAUUCAUUCAAAAUAAUUCCUACUUUAAAAACGUUGCUAAAACAUACUUACUUCCAUCGAUGUUAAGUUCAUCAUCUAUAGUGCACGUUUAGGGUUGUUCAGCUCCACAAAUAUGUCGCCCUUCGAGUUCUCUUCUUGCUGUUCUUGCCUUGUUUUUACCUUUUAUUUCGCCUAGUUCUUACUCUUGAAACGAGUGAAAUGUCUGCAAUUUUUGUUUUUACAACCAAAACAACUCAACCUCAUCCCCAGGUCUUCUCGGUUAACGGUGCAUUAACCUGCAAGAAGGCUGCACCUUUUGACGUCAUUGGUUCAUUGAUCGCUAAAUUCUUCCAAAUUUGGUCAUCAGUAGCUGGUUAUGGUGAAUUAUGCGUGUUCUUUUAGCCAAUCAGAACCAGGGAAAUAUUUUGAAUGAAUAAUAAUAGCCAGUUAAUUAUUACCCUGUACUGGAUCCAGUUGGGUAAGUCGGAACUGGGAGCUGGAUCUAAAUUUUUCUGUCCGUUCAGGGAAAUUUGAAAUCAGUUAAUAAACUGCUUGAAAAACUAAAACGAUUACCAUCGAAGUUUUGAAAAAAAAAUGUUGCUUAAAGAUUGAACUCACGUGAUGUCUUUAACCCGGUGGAGCUUUUUUAAAACAACAACUGUUCAAACGCACAAGACUAAUGUUUCAAAGCGAGUAGAGUAGAACAUAGAAUGUCACGCGUACUGAAGCAAAACGGUAAGGGCAAUCGUGAUAGAAACGUGGACCUUCCAACAUAACCUACAGCACCAUUGUUUCAACAUCGAUGUUUGCCGGGUUUCCUAACCAGUCUCCUCUACUAACUACGGUCACACAUACUCACACAAUUUCCCGCGGUAAAAGGGUCAUUUACCAUGGGAAAAGUGACCCGUGUAACUGCAACCAAUGUAAGCAUUUCUGAAAAGAGGAAAGCUAAAUACACUUAAAUCCAUUAUAGGUCCCAUCGUUCGUGGUUUAUACUUUUCAGGCCACAACGCUUUUUCAGUCAGGUGUAUACAUGUACGAAUACGCUAGGUAUAGAGCGGAGAGGAUAAAUCAGAAGAGUCAAGACUUCCAAAUUAAAUGUCGGUAGAAAAUUAAUUGGGGGUAAGAAUCACGGAAUCGCAUCUUAUUGGUGUUAGAUGACGGGAUAAAUUAAUGCCACAUUCCCUUUUCAGAUCUAGAUGAGUGUACUCUUGACAGGAUAUGCGACUACGGUCAAAGAUGUACGAACACUCAUGGAUCCUACAAAUGUUCUUGCGAUCAGGGCUACUAUCUUAUCGAUGUAGCGAAAAAUAAAUGCGAAGGUGAGCUUGUCAAAGAUCUUGCCGAAAAAGGAAAACCUCCCAUACGUACAUGUAUGUUCAUAUUGCUGUUUCUUGCCGGAUCCAAGUUAUGUUGAGCGAAUCAGGUCGACAACGACGGCGCUCUGAAUACAGUUCAGGUUUCAAAAGUAUAGAAGUUUGAAGAAAAUCUUCAAACGUUUAGUUUUAGUGCAAUACUGAAGUCUUAACCCUCAGACGUACACGGCGAGGGGGCGGGGGGAGGCGGGGUUGGCGAUACUGGCGGGGGCGGGGUGAAUGGCCCUCUAAGGUUUUUCAGAGUUUUUUCCUAGAGGAUAAAACAUCAGGACCUGGCGUUUUCAGUACCUGUUCGUUCACCCCUCGUGCCCAUUUUGACACAAGUUCAGUGAUGGUCAAAUGUUAUGGUUACGAGAGAUUAUGUCAUAGUAGCAGGUGGUCAAGCCAUUUUUGGGCGAAAAUACAUGUUUUUCCACUUCUUUGAACAAUAAAAGAAUCAGGCAAAGUGCUUAUUUAUGUGUUAUUUCUCAUGUAAAGCACAAAAAAUCACCAUUUCUCCCGGUUUUAACCUGAUUUCUAAUUCUUGGUAAAAUCCAAGAUGGCGACCAUUGUUGGUGACGUCACAGGUCGUCAGCAGCGUCACCACCCAUGAAAUAUACCUCAUCUUGUUAAGAAGAUCAAAGGCUUUCCACUGAAGGUAAAAUCGUUUCGAAACACUGCAACAUAUCAAAAACUCCACGGAGGGGUUCCAUUCUUCCCUCCGCCCUCCUUGUACCACGGUGGGGGUAUAAAUUUUCGUGUACGUCCAAGGGUUAAAACACAAGCAAAUUUGUGCAAAUUAAUUUUUUUCGUCCGGUGAUAUUAGCAAGAAUUGAAGUACUCAGCGUUGAGCUUUUGCACUGGUCAAGCGAAGCACAGCGUUACAGCAAAAGCGUUGGGACCAACUCUGAUCGUUGUCGCACUCACUAAUCUUUGUUUAUUUCUAGUAUAGAAAAAAAAAAUAUAUAUAUAUAUUUGACUGUAGUUUUUGGCUUUGGUUGUUGUUCAUAUUCAUUAUCUAAAUUUGAUUUCAGAUAUUGAUGAAUGCAGCAACAUGACCAUGCCCUGUGGAAGGCACAAUUUCAUCCGUUGUGAGAAUACCGAUGGUGAUUACUUAUGUCGAUGCGAUCAAGGAUUUCAGUUUGACAAGGAAGAAAAGCUGUGUAAAGGUAAAGGAAAUUAUGAAUGAAAGACUUGAUUCAGGGAAAAUCGAAAUGAAAACGAUAGAACAGAAAGUCAAUUAGUGGGUCAUGACUCAUUAGUUACCAUGCUCAUCCUUUACGUGGUUGCCGAUUGUUGAUCGCUUGUGUUUCUCCCCACGUUGAUGUAACUAGCCUCGUACAGCCGACAUAGAGUCCUCUGUGUCUCUUGUGUCCCCCUGUGUCCCAUGUGUCCCCUUGUGUCCCUUGUAUCCCUUGUGUCUCGUUGCGUUCCUCAUGUCCCCUGUGUCCCUUGUGUCCCUGGUGUCCCUUAUAUCCCCUGUGUUCCUUGUGUCCCCCGGAGUCCCCUGUCUUCCCUGUGUCCAAUGUCUCCCGUGUCCCUUGUGUCCCUUAUGUCCCCUGCAUCCCCUGUGUUUUUUGUGUCCCAUUGUGUCCCCUGUGUCCCUUAUGUUCCCAGUGUCCCCUUUGUCCCCUUGUGUCCCCUGUGUCCUCUGUGUUCCUUGUGUGCCCUGUGUCCCGUGUCCCUUGUGUCUCCUGUGUCCCCUGUGUCCCUUGCGUCCUCCUGUGUCCCUUGUGUCCUCCUUUGUCCCUUGUGUCCCCCUGUGCCCCUCCUGUGUCCCUUGUGUCCCCCGUGUCCCUUAUUGUUGGUUUUCACAUGAUGUCACUAAAAUUCAAACCAAAAAACUAUCGAUUCUACCGAGAUUUUACUUUCACGAUGCAUCAGAGCAGCUGAAAACUAAUUUUCAUACAAAUUUUCGCUUCAAAAGGGUUCUUGGUUUUGUAAUAGAGUACGCUUGAAUUUCUAUGCUUUUGCGUGACGCAGCAUUUACAUGACGGCCAAGAGAGCUGUCAUGUAGGUUAAAAAAAAGACUUAUUUCAGGAAAUUUUGCUAUCUAAACAGUUCAUGUGUGAGAAAAAGCAUUACUUUAAUGUUUAUGAGUUUCUCGAAGAAUAAAUUCACGCUUUUGUAGCAAAACUCGAUAACAGAUGUUUCUCUUGGUCUCCGUCCGCCAUGUUGCAGCUCAUCCACGUGAGCACCAGCAUGGCGUCUCCAUGCAAAUCUCUAUAAGUUUGGGUAAAACAUUUCUUCGGAUAUCUCGUAUGCAAAAUAUUCCUCUGACCUGAAUCUUGGCGAGGAUCUUUGUAUAUAUACCUCCUUUCAUUUCCCAGAUUCUGGACUUUAUCUAUUGAACGGUUUUGAUUUUUAUUUUGAUCUAUUUUGAAUGGUGUGACACUAAAAACCAGCAAUAGCCCCUGUGUCCCCUGUGUUUUUGUGUCCCCCCGUGUCCCUUGUGUCCCCCGUGUCCCCUUGCUUGAUCUUGUGUUACCUGUGAUCCUUGUGUCCCGCAUGUCCCUGAUGGCCCCUGUGUCCCCUGUUUCCCUUAUGUUGCCACUGUCCCCUGUGUCCUUCAUGUACCUUGUGUCCUAUGUGUUCCUUGUGUCUAUCUUUGUCCCUUUUGUCCCCUGUGUCCUCUUGUGUCCCCUUUGUCCUCUUGUGUCCGUUGUGUCCCCUGUGUCCCUUGUGUCCCCCUGUGCCCCCCUGUGUCCCCUGUCUCUUGUGUCUCCCUGUGUCCCUUGUGUCGUUGGUGUCCCCUGUGUCCUCUGUGUUCCUUGUGUUCCCUUGUGUCCCCUUGUGUCACGUGUCCCUUGUGUUCCCUGUGUCCCUUAUGUCCCCUGUGUUCCUUAGUGUCCCCUGUGUCCCGUUAUGUCUCUUGUCUCCCCUUGUGUCCUCUGUGUUCCUUCUGUUCCCUGUAUCCCUUGUGUCCUCUUGUGUCCCUUUAUGUCCCCUGUGUCCUCCUGUGUCCCUUGUGACCACUGUGUCCCCUUGAGUCAUCUUGUGUCCCCUGUGUCCCCUUGUUUCCCAUGUCCCUUAUGUCCCUUGUGUCCUCUGAGUUCCUUGUGAUCCCCCUGUGACGCCUGUGUCCCCUAUCUUCCCUGUAUCUCCUUCUGUCCCUUUGUGUCCCCUAUGUCACUUGAGUCCCCUGUGUCCCCUGGUGUUCCCUGUGUCUCCUUGUGUCCCCUGUUUCACGUUGUGCCCCUUGUUUCCCUUGUGUCCUAUGUGUUCCUUGUGUGUCCUGUUUCCCUUGUGUCUUGUUGUUGUUGUUGUCUCCUGUGUCCCCUGUGUCCCUUGCCCUCCUAUGUCCGUUGUGUUUCCGGUGUCCCCUGUGUCCCCUUGCCUCAUCUUGUGUCCCCUGUGUCCCUUGUGACCCUUGUGUCUCCCAUGUUCCUUACGGCCACUGUGUUCCCUGUGUUUUUGUGUCUCCUGUUUCCCCUAUGUUUUUAGUCUCCCCUGUGUCUUUUAUAUACCCUGUGUCCUAUGUGUUCCUUGUGUCUCCUUUUUCCCUUGUGUUCUUCUGUGUCCCUUUUGUCCCCCGUGUCCUUUUGGGUCAUCUUGUGUUACUUGUGUUCCCUGUGUCUCUUGUGUCUUCUGUGUCCCUUGUGUCCCCUGUGUUCCUUGUCUCCCCUGUGAGGGGGAUACAAGGGACACAAGUUACACGGGAUACAAGAGACACAGUGAACACAGUGGACACAGGGGACACAAGGGACACAAAUGACACAGGGGACACAAGAGACACAGGAAACACAAGGGACAAAAGGAACACAAAGGACACUAGGGACACAUGGGGCACAAGGGACAUACGAAGCAGAAGAGACAAAGGGCACACAGGGGAUACAGGGGACAGAAGAGACGUAGGGAACAAGGGGCACACAAGAGACACAUUGGAAAAAGGGGACAUAAGGGGACACGGGGGACAACAGGGACAAAGGGGAGACAGGGAACACAAGGGGAGACGGGACACAGGGGGCACAAGGGACACAAGAGACACAGGAAACGCAGUGAACACAGGGAACACCACAGGGGAUACAUAGGACACUGGGAAACACUUGUGUCCCCUGUGUUCCUUGAGUCUCCUUGUGCCCCCUGUGUCCCCCGUGGCCCUUGUAAGUAAAGCUGGAAUGUAAAUUUUAGUGAACUACCCCAUACUCUUAACAUAUACGGUGGUAAUAUUGAUGUAAAUUUUGUUUUGAGGAGAAGGGAAGCCUUGUGUAUAACUCAUCUUCUAGCGUAUUUAACAGAAUAUCCCCGUCUCUCCUGCACACAUUUGUUGUUGAUACACUGCUCAACCUUUUAAUGCCAUUCAACAUAAAUUUUACUCACACCAACACAUUUCGCCUAAACGCCUUCAGGCGUCUUCUUGUUUUGUUUCAAAUUCUGACUGAAUCCCACGCCGGCGCGCGUGCGUAGGACAAAAAACCGAACACAGAUAACAAACAGACAAUGAUAUUGUAACAAAAAUAUUAAGUAACAACUUUCUCUUGGUCAUAUUCUCCAAGACUAAUGACAAGCCUCACUUGUAUCAAAGUUAUUUUGUAGAACUACGAUAAUUUUCUUCCGAGUCUUGAAUAUCUUGAUGAGAAUAAGGCACUGAAAAACGGUUGCCUAUAUUUCUAGAACGUUUUUGCGUUUUAUUUCAUCUUAUAUCAUUCUGUGUCGCUAAACUCGUUUAUGCCUUCAUCCCUCGUACAUUAACAAAUAUUAAUCAAAGCUCAUUGCCUGUUGAGAAUCAAAUUCAAAACAAACCAUUCAGAUAACAACUCUCUGUGGAUUCCAUUCAGACAUGGAUGAAUGCAAAACAGGCGAGUGGCCAUGCGCAGAAGACGCGACGUGUAACAAUCUGCAAGGGAGCUUCAGCUGCACAUGCCCUAAAGGUUACCAUGGAGAUGGCGAAUACAUUUGUAUCGGUAAUAACACAACUUGAUAAAUGUAUUUUUCCUUUUAGUUUUACAUAAUUCAAAUUAUGAUAUAAAACUAAUGUGUUACAAAAAAAGCAUACAUAAGUGCUUUGUUCGACUCUAACUUGUUGCGUAUGCUUUUUUUUUUUUGUUUACAGCCAACAGAUCCUCUUUGAAUGGCGUCACCUGGAUUACCGUGGUUGCCCUG
Molecule: messenger RNA, 22102 nt
Organism: Porites lobata
Lineage: Eukaryota; Metazoa; Cnidaria; Anthozoa; Scleractinia; Poritidae
Source: the annotation of a GenBank genome assembly